Messenger RNA from Harpia harpyja (harpy eagle), 2731 nucleotides. RefSeq names its product poly(A) binding protein interacting protein 1 (gene PAIP1). The record is from RefSeq and is a predicted model, not a curated record. The coding region runs from base 16 to 1464 and encodes 482 amino acids. Gene Ontology annotation, biological process: regulation of translational initiation. Gene Ontology annotation, molecular function: RNA binding; translation activator activity; protein binding. Lineage: Eukaryota; Metazoa; Chordata; Aves; Accipitriformes; Accipitridae. The transcript has 11 exons.
CGCCCUGCUCUGAGCAUGUCGGAGAGUUUCGACCGAGCUCCAGGUGCCGGCCGAGGCCGAAGCCGGGGCCGAGGAUGCACCGCUCCCUUCAGCGGCGCUGCUCCCUUUAGUGGCGCGGGCGCGUUGGAGAGCGGUGGCGGGGCCCGCCUCAGGGGCAGCGGUUCCCACAGCUCAGGCUUGGCCCAGGAGCAGCAUCACCAAACGGGCGGCCUCUUCGCACGGCAGGAACCACUGCGGCCUCCGAAGACGGCGCCGCUGGCCGCCCGCAUCGCAGAACACCUCCAACAGACAGGAAUUCCAUCUGGAUCACAAGAUAAAGUUUCGGUUCCUGAUUCUGGACCAGCAAUGGCUGAACCUCGGGUGUCUGUGGCUCCUGUGGUAACAUCAAAGUUGUCUGUUAAAGCACCUGAGUUUUAUCCAUCAGGAUACAACCAGAACUUCAAUCAGAACUUCGCAGAUUCUUCCUUUGAAGAGAGAUAUGAUGGCUAUCUGACUUUGGCAGAAUAUGUACAAGACUUCCUAAAUCACCUCACCGAGCAACCAGGUUGUUUUGAAACUGAAAUAGAGCAGUUUGCCGAAACACUGAAUGGCUGGGUCACUGCAGAUGAAGCUUUACAAGAACUUGUUGAACUCAUCUAUCAGCAGGCCACAUCUGUCCCAAAUUUUUCCUAUAUGGGAGCACGGUUGUGUAACUAUCUAUCUCACCAUCUAACCAUUAGCCCACAAAGUGGGAACUUCCGACAGUUGUUACUUCAAAGGUGUCGAACAGAAUAUGAAAACAGAGAUGAAGCUACCAGAGGAGAUGAGACUACUCGAAAACAAUUUCAUGCCUUUGUGUUGUUCUUAGCUGAACUUUACCUUAACCUAGAGAUUAAAGGAACAAAGGGACAGGUAAUGCGAGCAGAAAUUCUUCAAGAAGGCCUUCGGGAAUUACUAAAUGCACUCUUCUCUAAUCCUGUGGACAGUAAUUUGAUAUGUGCAGUGAAACUGCUGAAGUUGACAGGCUCAGUUUUAGAAGAUGCCUGGAAAGAAAAAGGAAAGAAUGAUAUGGAGGAGAUGAUUCAGAGAAUUGAAAAUGUUGUGUUGGAUGCAAACUGUAGCAGAGAUGUGAAACAUACGCUUCUGAAACUAGUAGAACUGCGAUCAAGUAACUGGGGUAGAGUUCAUGGAACUUCUCCACAUAGAGAAGCUACCCCUGAAAAUGACCCAAACUAUUUUAUGAAUGAACCAACAUUUUACACUUCUGAUGGUGUUCCUUUCACUGCAGCAGAUCCAGAUUACCAAGAAAAAUACCAAGAGCUGCUUGAAAGAGAGGAUUUCUUUCCAGAUUAUGAAGAAAAUGGAACAGAUCUAUUGGCACCUGGAGAUCCGUAUUUUGAUUACAUGGAUGAUGAGAUGGAUCCAGAAAUUGAAGAAGCAUUUGAGAAGUUCUGUCUAGAAUCAGAACAUAAGAGAAAACAGUGAGAUGUUGCACACUAACAUUAGUUUAUUAAGCCAGUUUAGGUAUGGUUAGAAUACAGGGGGAUAUAAAACAUUUGUACCAAAAUAAGGAACUUGAGUUUCUCCAAGUACUAAAGGUAUACAAUUUCCAUUUUGUUUAACAGAAUCUGCCAAAAAUUGUAAACUUAUGCCCUGUAACUUAAAAUGUUGUGUAUAUAUCAUAGUUUAUUUUAUGUACAGGUAUAUGAACAAUGUUUUGGCUGCAAUAAAAAUUAUUUUAGAAUUAUCAUAACUGAAAUUAAAAUUGACUGGGAACUCUGUCCCAUAAAAUUUGCCUUGAGGGAGAAAGGGGAAGAAUAACUUGAUUAAAUUUAAUUGCUUGCUUGCUUGUUCUAGUAUAUAUUGGGAUUUAAUCAUUCUUUUUACCAGGAUACCUAGUUUUAGGUUUUGGUUUGUGGGGUUUGGUGGGGGUUUGGGGGUUGGGUUUGUUUUUUUUUCCUGUAGAUCACAAUCAUGACAAAUGCUUUGUGAAGGUUUUGUUUUGUGGGGGUUUUUUUGUUUCGUUUAUUUCCUUUUUCUUCCUGUUCCAAAACCCAUAUGGUGAGGUCCAGGCUUUUUUUUUCUGGAAUAAACAUGUUGUAUGUUGAUGUGUGAAAAAGCAAGCAGUAGUUUGGAAGUUGGGUGCUUUCUAGAUCUCUGGUUCAGAUAAGCUUACUUUCAACGUGUACAAGCAAAAAUUAUCCUUUAAUUUGUCGUGUUCUUCAAGACUACAUGAAUAUAGUUAUGGUUUAACCCAUGCUUCUCAAGAGUAUGUGCAGUGCUCGAUAUAAAUAUAUAUCUUUUUUUAUGUAUCUAACAUGUCUAACCUUCCGGCAACCCUUGUAACUUUCUCUAUUCUUCUAAUUUUAUGUAGUUUGAUUUAAUUUUGUAGUUGGAGUGAAUUCAUAUAUUUCACGAAUGUUAACAAUCUGAACCCCAUAUAAUCAUGUUUGUUUUCCUAAUAUGCUCCGUUGUUGUUGCCAAACUCAGUUGUACUGUUUCCUGUUAUCUGUUACUGGUUAGACUGAGUAGAACCCCUUACCAAAAACAAAUGGAAAUAUUUCCGAAAAGUUGGCUACUAUAAAGAACACGUUGUAAAUACGCAUGUAAAUAAUUCUGUUAAUAUUUCACUGUUACUGGUUAAAUAACUUGUGCAUCUGCUAAUAGAGUGAGCGCUGACUGUUUUCUCUGUGUUUAUUUAACAUACUUAUUUAGGCUGGAGUUUUGGAAAAUAAAAUUUAAUAAGCUUUGU